AAUGCAUGGUCUAAGGCUUGAUCACCCUCUGAAGGUACCUCUUCAACCUCUCAAAGGAGAGCAUAUUGUAGAGCAGUUGUUGCAUACAACUAACAAGGGCCACCAAGAGACCAGAUUUCUGCAUUGCAGUUUGAGAUAUGAAGAACCAAUUUGCAGAACAUGUCACAGGAAUCCCAAUUGGCUGCCAAAAUGAGAAUCCCCUUUCUUCAACUCCAUCUCUAGAAUCAACUCAUACUAAGACUCCCUCUCUUUCAACCACAUGCAACCAUUUUUUUUUUCUUCCCACUUUGCCUAUCAAUUAUAGAAAACUUUUCAGAAAAAAAGUCCUUUCACUAAUGGGGUUGUCUCUAAAAUUGCAGAUAAAGUGGAUACAAUGAAGAAUAUGAUGACCCAACAUUGGCAAAAGGCUCCUAAUUUUGUGCAUGGAAUCAGAGUGCUCGUGACAAUAGGUUGUAAGAUCUCUGAAACUAUGAAGGGGAAGUUGAGCUGGGGGGCAAGAAUUCUUCAACUAGGAGGGGUGAAGAGAGUUUUCAAGCAAACUUCAGCAAGGAGAGAAGCUGUUGAAGACUUCCCAAUGCUAUUUAUCGACAGCUGGCCCUAUAGAUGGCCUCCCCUUCAAGGGUUGCAUUUUCCAGUGAGAACUCAGUCAAAUUCAAUUCUCCAAAUAGUGAAUUGGUUAAAUUCCAUUACAAGACCUCAAUCCCACUAAGAAAGAUAAAGAGAGCCGACAGAAGUAAGAAUAUGACAAAGCCAUCUCAGAAGUACAUGGAAAUAG
Molecule: messenger RNA, 775 nt
Organism: Vitis riparia (riverbank grape)
Lineage: Eukaryota; Viridiplantae; Streptophyta; Magnoliopsida; Vitales; Vitaceae
Product: GEM-like protein 4
Exons: 3
Coding region: 374-709 (111 amino acids)
Source: RefSeq, a predicted model, not a curated record